AUGUCCCGGAAGCCGAAGUCAACCCAUCAGGGGUGGCUUGAAAAUGCACAAAGAAUAUGGAGAACACCAGGAAGGGCGCCGCAAAAAAGUCGAAGGAGUCGAAACAUAAUCAGCCAAUGUCGUCGUCUGCCUCACAUAAACUCGUCCACCCGGGGACCACCAAUCAUUUCGACAAGCGGACUCACAACCCAUUGCCGACUCCGUCUUAUCAUCUCAGCCUUGCAUCCCUCCGUUGUCGACUAUUAUAAUACCACCAUGACAAGGUUUAAGACGCCGAGGAAGAGACGUUCCGAACCUUCCAAGCCCUCCUCCCCCGGCCAGCCUCGGCCAACCUGUCCCUAUCCGGCUUUGCAUCUCCUCUCCCCUGCAAACGGCCAGAUACUUCGCCUCCACUCAAAGAGGGAAAGGAGAGAUAGGAGAUGCGAAAAAGAAAGAAAGAAUCAUGACAAGCAAGAAAAAGGGGCUUGCAUCGGUACCGCACAACCGAAAGAGCAGACCACGGUUUUCCCUAUCCCGCAUUUUGUGAUUCCUUGUCAUCUUAAUGCCAUCCCGUUAAGAUCGUCACCCGGCUGA
Molecule: messenger RNA, 573 nt
Organism: Colletotrichum truncatum
Lineage: Eukaryota; Fungi; Ascomycota; Sordariomycetes; Glomerellales; Glomerellaceae
Source: RefSeq, a predicted model, not a curated record